This is a messenger RNA of Closterium sp. Yama58-4, 3027 nucleotides long. Lineage: Eukaryota; Viridiplantae; Streptophyta; Zygnematophyceae; Desmidiales; Closteriaceae. The record is from the annotation of a GenBank genome assembly.
AUGGCCUCUAUUCGCGUUCUUUCCUUCGAUGCUGAGGGCCGUCCCGUGCAGUUCACUUCCUGGCUCGACGACCUGCAGUUGUAUCUUAUGAGCAAUAGCACGGACCACAUCUCCCUCUAUGACUACGCGUCUGGUGCUGCCGCUGCUCCUGCUGCCACAGCCGAGCUUAGUGUACGUUCACAGUGGCAGACUCGUGACGCUGCAGCUCGCCUGGCUAUUCGCAGUCACCUGCCGUUAGCUGAGCUAGAGCACUUUGGCGACUGCAAAACCGCUAAAGCCCUAUACGACGCUGUCGUUGCUCGCUACUCCUCACCUGCCACAGCCGAGCUUAGCCGUCUCAUGCUGCCUUACCUGUUCCCUGACCUGUCCACCUUUGCUACAGUCGCCGAUCUUAUCACCCACCUUCGCACUAGUGAUGCUCGCCUGCGUGCCGCCCUUCCCACCGAGUUCUGCGCUAAGAACCCCCCUCCCCUGUACUGGGCACUCCACUUCAUAGUCACCCGUCUCCCUGACACCCUCAGCUCAGUGCGCGACUAUUUCCUUGCUCGCUGUCCCACUGAGCUCACUGUCGCCCUCCUAGAGGAGAAGCUGCUAGCAGCCGAGAAGAGCAUUGUAGCUGUAGGUGCUGCUCGCGGCGCUCCUCGCACCCCCAUCUUUGAGGGGUGCUCUCCCUCUCCCCUCGCUCCCUCCUAUGCUACUGCUGCUGCUGUUGACUUCCUUGGUGCUGAGUCUGCUGGCGCUGCUUCUGCUCCUGGUGGGAGGCGCCGCACCGGCAAGGGCAAGGGGGGCAAGGGUGGCGGGGGUGGCGCUGGGGGGGGAGGGGGUGGGGGAGGUGGGGGGGGAGGCGGUGCUGGAGGGAGCGGUGGCGGGAGUGCCGGUGGGAGUGGGGCCGGCGGCGGAGGCGGGGGCGGCGGCGGGAGCAGUGGCGGUGGUGGCAGCGGCGGCAGUGGCGGCGGUGGCGGUAGUGGCGGUGGCGGUGGCGGUGGUGGCGGUCGGAGCGGAGGUAGUGGCGGCGGUGGAGGUCGGAGUGGAGGCACCGGCUCGGGCCAGAGCUCCCAGCAGCAGCAGCGUCCCCAGUCGACCCAGCAGCUUCGUGAGUGGCUUGCUCAGCGUGGGACGUCGGGGGGCAGUGGCCGCUGUUCCUAUGUCAUUCGCACAGGUGAUCGCAAGGGGCAGACGUGUGGAAAGUUCCACACUCAGUACCGCUGCUUCUUCCGCCUUGACGACGCUUGGCGUGAGGAGAUGGGCGAGGAUGUUGAGCGCCCUCGCUGGGCUGAGCUGAUGAGGGCUGGUGUUGAUAUCUUUGCUCUUGACUAUGAUGCUAUUAUUGCUGCCAUGUAUGCAUUGACUGUUAGUGCCGAGGGAGACUGUUACUUGUGUGUGCCGCCUGACCCAGGUAUAGGGCCCGCUGCCCUAGGUACUAGUGAGUCUGCUCUCUCUGGUAUGGUGCCCCCUGUACCUGCUCCCUCCAGCACUGUCCCUGCUGCUUGCGAGUCUGCUCUCUCAGGUACAGCACCCACAGAGACUGCUCUCUCAGGUACUGCACCGGCUGAGACCUGUCACACCUUCACCCUUGACUCAGGUGCUUCCCGCUGCUUCUUUCGAGACAGUACUGAGCUCACACCGCUUCCUGCACCGGUCCCAGUCUCCUUGGCUGACCCCUCUGGGGGCCCAGUCCUUGCCCAGUCCACCACUGUGCUCCCUUGUCCGGCGGUUCCGUCUGGCUCGUUGACGGGUUUCCACCUCCCCUCGUUCUCGACGAACCUGGUGAGCAACGCUGUCAUCCAGGAUCAGUGGGUUGACACCUUUACCCCUGGAGGACAGCGUGUGGCGAUCUGCACGUGCUCCAGGACCGGCCGUCACCUGGCUACGUUUACUCGUCGGCCGGGGUCGAGUCUCUACACACUGACCACUGCGUCUCCUCAGGUCGCUGCUGUCGGUCAGGUGUCCGCGUCAGGUCUGGUGGCCCACGCCUGUGAGUGUCGUUCCCUGUCGCACCAGACUCUUCUCUGGCACCACCGCCUGGGUCACCCCUCCUUGCCACGCCUCCGUGGCAUGCACCGUCGCCGCCUUGUGUCUGGUCUUCCCAGGUCCCUCCCUCCUCUCCCUUCCUCGCCUGCGCCGCCUUGCCUUCCUUGCGUCGAGGGGCGGCAGCGCGCCGCUCCUCACUCCUCGUUCCCCCCGACAGGGGCUCCUCUGCAGACCCUCCACCUGGACGUGUGGGGCCCAGCCCGCGUUCGUGGCCAGGGCGGUGAGCGGUACUUUUUGCUGGUUGUCGACGACUACUCGCGUUACACCACGGUCUUCCCCUUGCGCACCAAGGGUGAGGUCCCUGCUGUUCUGAUCCCUUGGAUCCGCACAGUUCGUCUCCAGCUCCGCCGCCGUUUCCGGACGGAUCUUCCUGUCCUGCGUCUGCACUCUGACAGAGGUGGUGAGUUUUCCUCCGACCUCUUGAGGACCUUCUGUCAGGCGGAGGGCAUCGAGCAGACCUUCACGCUUCCGGACUCCCCACAGCAGAAUGGGGUUGCUGAGCGCCGCAUUGGCCUGGUCAUGGAGGUCGCUCGUACCUCCUUGGUCCACGCGGCGGCUCCCCAUUUUCUGUGGCCGUUUGCUGUCCGGUACGCCGCGCAUCAGCUCAACCUCUGGCCCCGUGUCUCCUUGCCGGAGACCUCGCCCACACUGCGUUGGACGGGGGAGGUUGGCGAUGCGUCGCGCUUCCGGGUGUGGGGUGCUCGUGCCCUUGUCCGCGAUACGUCCGCGGACAAGCUCUCCUCCCGCACGCUUCCCUGUGUCUUCCUUGGCUUUGUCCCUGACGCGCCGGGCUGGCAGUUUUACCACCCCACCUCGCGCCGGGUCUUCGCCUCUCAGGACGUCACCUUUGACGAGUCGGUCCCUUUUUACCGUCUCUUCCCCUACCGUACUGCCCCCCUCCCUCCCCCGCCGCUUUUCCUUGCUCCUGUUGACAUCUACAUCAGCACAAACCAAAGCAAGUCGGCACAACAACACAGGCAUAGCAGCAGAUGUUAA